This is a messenger RNA of Aspergillus chevalieri, 786 nucleotides long. RefSeq names its product 40S ribosomal protein eS4 (gene RPS4). Gene Ontology annotation, biological process: translation. Bases 1 to 786 code for a protein of 261 amino acids. Lineage: Eukaryota; Fungi; Ascomycota; Eurotiomycetes; Eurotiales; Aspergillaceae. The transcript has 5 exons. Gene Ontology annotation, molecular function: RNA binding; structural constituent of ribosome. Gene Ontology annotation, cellular component: cytosolic small ribosomal subunit; ribosome. The record is from RefSeq and is a predicted model, not a curated record.
AUGCCUCGCGGACCUACUAAGCACCAGAAGCGCCUUAGUGCGCCCUCGCACUGGCUCCUGGACAAAAUGUCCGGAACCUAUGCCCCCAAGGCCUCUCCUGGUCCUCACAAGCUCCGGGACUGCCUUCCCUUGAUCGUCUUCAUCCGUAACCGUCUCAAGUACGCCCUGAACGGUCGCGAGGUCAAGGCCAUCAUGAUGCAGCGUCUCAUCAAGGUCGACGGCAAGGUCCGCACCGACACCACCUACCCCGCUGGUUUCAUGGACGUCAUCUCUAUCGAGAAGACCGGCGAGAACUUCCGUCUCAUCUACGAUACCAAGGGCCGUUUCACCGUCCACCGCAUCCAGGCCGAGGAGGCUGAGUACAAGCUCGGCAAGGUCAAGCGUGUUCAGCUCGGCAAGGGCGGGAUCCCAUUCUUGGUUACGCACGAUGCGAGAACCAUCCGUUACCCCGACCCCGCCAUCAAGGUCAACGACACCGUCAAGAUCGAUCUUGCCACCGGCAAGAUCGUUGACUUCGUCCGCUUCGACACUGGCGUUGUUGUCAUGUGUACUGGUGGUCGUAACAUGGGUCGUGUUGGUGUCAUCACUCACCGUGAGCGCCACGACGGUGGUUUCAACAUUGUCCACAUCAAGGACGCUGUUGAGAACACCUUCGCCACCCGUGAGUCCAACGUCUUCAUCAUUGGACAGGACAAGCCCUGGAUCUCCCUCCCCAAGGGCAAGGGUGUCAAGCUCUCCAUUGCUGAGGAGCGUGACCGCCGCCGUGCCCACGCUAUUGCCCAGUAA